Plasmodium falciparum 3D7 is the source of this 1065-nucleotide messenger RNA. Its product is annotated as TrmH family RNA methyltransferase. Gene Ontology annotation, biological process: RNA processing; rRNA methylation. Lineage: Eukaryota; Apicomplexa; Aconoidasida; Haemosporida; Plasmodiidae. The record is from RefSeq and is a predicted model, not a curated record. Gene Ontology annotation, cellular component: cytoplasm; mitochondrion. Gene Ontology annotation, molecular function: RNA binding; methyltransferase activity; RNA methyltransferase activity.
AUGAACACAAAAUGUUUAAAUAAAUAUAUCAUAAUCAUCUUAUUAUUUUCUUUGAUCAUAAAGAGAUAUACAAGUCUUAAUAGAUACCACAAUGUAUGUAAAAUAAAAAAUCAGAGCUGCUUUCUUAAUCCUUGUACACACAAAAACAAUGACAAAAGGAAUUCGUAUUUAUACACACAUUAUACUAGAAAUAAUUCUUCAAUAAACAUAAGAAGAAAUAAUUUUCUUGAUAAACAAAAUGAUAAUAUAUCUGAUUAUAUUUAUGGUUUGAAUUCUGUUUAUGCAGUACUUAAGAAAAAUGAGAGGACCAUAGAGGAGGUCAUAGUUAAUAAGAACAUAAAACUGAAUAGAAAAAUCCAUAAACAAAAUUACGAAUACAUAUUUGACGAGCUAAAAAAAAGAAAUGUUUCAAUACAAUAUAUGGAAAAAUAUAAAAUGAAUGAACUGGUAGGAGGAUUUCCCCAUAAUGAUAUAAUUAUGAAAACACAUUAUAGAUACAUGAAUAAUUAUAAAGAUUUUAUUAAAAACAUAAAACACUUACCAAACAAAAAUAAUAUUUUUAUUUGUUUACAUGAUGUUUAUGAUAAUAUGAAUAUUGGAAAUGUAUGUAGAUCAAUUUUCUUUUUUGGAGGUCAUACAAUAUUUUUAAAAAAAAAAAAAAAAGUUAAUGAAAAAAAAAACAACGUCAAAAUCGACACACCCAUAUUACAUUCGAGUGUUGGCUCGUCCGAGUUUCUAAAUUUUUAUCAUAUAAACAAUAUGGCAAAUUUUAUGAAUCAUAUGAAGCUCAAUGGCUUUACAAUUUAUUCAACAAGCUGUCACAAAAACAAUACUUCAUGUCAUAAAUACAUAAACCUAAACAAUAUUAAAAUAAGAGAAAACGAAAAAAUAUUGAUAAUAUUAGGAAAUGAAAGUAAAGGAUUAAAAGAAGAUAUUUUAGAAAACUCAGAUUAUUGUGUAUAUAUAAAUAAUUUAAGUUAUAAUGAAAAUACUCAAUUUCAUAUAGAUAGUCUUAAUGUUAAUAAUGUAUGUUCUAUUAUGUUAAAUCAUUUUUAUUCUAUAUAA